UAACUUGACUAUUAUUAAGAAGAUGGUGAAUAUAACAAAUGUGAGCGAGUAUGAAGCAAUUGCAAAGGAAAAGUUGCCAAAGAUGAUUUAUGAUUACUUUGCGUCAGGGGCAGAGGAUGAGUGGACUUUGAAAGAGAAUCGGAAUGCAUUCUCAAGGAUUAUGUUCAGGCCACGUAUUCUUAUCGAUGUAAGCAAGAUAGAUUUGACAACAACUGUCUUAGGCUUCAAAAUAUCAAUGCCUAUCAUGAUUGCUCCUACAGCCGCGCAAAAGAUGGCUCACCCUGAAGGAGAAUACGCUACUGCUAGAGCAGCAUCAGCAGCUGGCACCAUCAUGACACUAUCCUCAUGGGCUACUUCCAGCAUUGAGGAGAUUGUUUCAACCGGACCUGGCAUUCGCUUCCUCCAACUCUAUCUGCUUAAAGACCGAAAUAUGGUUACUCAGCUUGUGAGAAGAGCUAAAAAGGCUGGUUUCAAGGCAAUUCUCCUUACUGCAGACUCUCCGGUCAUUGGUCGUAGAGAGGCUGACAUAAAAAAUAGAUUUAUACUGCCAUCAUAUCUGAGAAUGAAGAACUUUGAAGUCAUGGAUCUUGAAAAGUUGUAUAAGAUUAAAGACAAUGGUGGUCUCAUCUCUGUGACUAAUGGUCUAUAUGACCAAUCACUCACCUGGAAGGAUGUAAAAUGGCUUCAAACAAUCACCCCAUUGCCCAUUUUAGUGAAGGGAGUACUUACGGCUCAAGAUGAUAAAGCUCAAUCUUCAAAGCAGUUACCAUAG
Molecule: messenger RNA, 772 nt
Organism: Lathyrus oleraceus (garden pea)
Lineage: Eukaryota; Viridiplantae; Streptophyta; Magnoliopsida; Fabales; Fabaceae
Product: glycolate oxidase
Exons: 9
Coding region: 23-772 (249 amino acids)
Cellular component (GO): peroxisome
Molecular function (GO): (S)-2-hydroxy-acid oxidase activity; FMN binding
Source: RefSeq, a predicted model, not a curated record